AUGGCGACUACGACGCUCGAGUCUCGCUUCAGGCAUUUGUCUGUCGAGGAUGCAAAAGAUGUAAACAAUGAGACCAACCGACACCGGACCUCCAAAGUAAGUACGCACAAUGAAGCCCUUUCAAUAUCCGUCGAGAGCACAAGUGUUGACAGGAAGCAGGUUGCACUCACUAGCGCUCGUCCAUCAGACAGAGUCAGACAAGCAGAAAUUUUGAAUUCUGCUGUAUAUAAGAAUCAACACACAACCAUUGAACCUGUCGCUUCCCAAGUGGCUUUAGAAACCGGUGCAAAAUCUCUUCGGCGAGCUCGAACGCCCUUAUCGGUUAUCUCAACACAAAGACCCGAGAGGGUUCCCCAGGAAGGAAAACAACAACUUACAGCGUUGAAACAUGUCGCUUCCCCAGUAUCUCAAGCCAAAGCAGGGCAACCUUUACGGGCUCGACAUCCCCUCUCUGUUGUUCUAUCGCAAUCGAAUGCAGCGCCCGCAAAUGAAAAGCACCAUACAAGUGAUGCCAAGCGACAAAGUACAGCCGUCAAUCAUGUCGCUUCCCAAGUGGCGCAUGCGAAAGGCGAACAUGCUCCUUCUCCGGCUCGACGCGCCCCCUCUGUUGCUCAGUCGGCGGCAACCAACGCAAUGGCAAAGACAGGAGAGCAGUUCGCUCAGUUUAUCAAACAACCUGUCCCGAAGGAAUUUCACCUGGGCAUGUUCGAAAUCGGCCGACCCCUAGGAAAAGGAAAGUUUGGACGAGUAUACCUUGCGCGGGAACGAGAGACGGGGUUUGUUUGUGCGCUCAAGGUACUACACAAGAACGAAAUCCAACAAGGACGGGUCGAAAAACAGGUGGCUCGUGAAAUCGAGAUUCAGAGCAAUUUGCGGCACCCCAACGUCCUCCGGCUAUACGGUCAUUUCCAGGAUCGAAAGCGGAUAAUCUUAAUUCUCGAGUAUGCCGGCAAAGGGGAAUUAUACAAGCGCUUGCAGAAAGAAGAGCGUUUCCCGGAGUGGAAGGCAGCGCAAUACAUUGCCCAAAUGGCGAGUGCUUUACGAUACUUGCAUCAAAAGCAUGUCAUUCAUAGGGAUAUCAAGCCUGAGAAUAUUCUUAUUGGUAUUCACGGAGAGCUGAAAAUGUCUGACUUUGGCUGGAGUGUUCAUUCACCAAGUAGUCGCAGACUCACAAAGUGUGGAACAUUAGACUACUUACCUCCUGAGAUGGCCGAUCCGAAGAGGUGCAACACGCCUUAUGAUGAAAAGGUUGACCUGUGGGCUCUAGGUGUUUUGAUGUACGAGUUCCUAGUUGGGAGAGCACCUUUUGAAGAUACUCCUGCUAUGACACAGAAGCGAAUCGCCAAGGGGGAUAUGACUAUCCCGUCUUUUGUUAGCGUAGAAGCUAAGGAUCUUAUCGAAAAGGUGAGCUCAUGUUCAAAUAUUUUACCAAACACUUACUGA
This is a messenger RNA of Penicillium griseofulvum, 1443 nucleotides long. RefSeq names its product aurora family serine/threonine-protein kinase. Bases 1 to 1443 code for a protein of 480 amino acids. The transcript has a single exon. Lineage: Eukaryota; Fungi; Ascomycota; Eurotiomycetes; Eurotiales; Aspergillaceae. Gene Ontology annotation, biological process: mitotic spindle organization; regulation of cytokinesis; protein phosphorylation. Gene Ontology annotation, molecular function: protein kinase activity; ATP binding. Gene Ontology annotation, cellular component: spindle midzone; spindle microtubule; chromosome passenger complex. The record is from RefSeq and is a predicted model, not a curated record.